UCUUCAAUUAGAAAAAUAUGCUAUCUUAAAGUUCCUCUUGCCUUCUCUCCAUUGUCAUCCAAUGUUCCAAUAUAUCCCUUCAGGAAAUCUAUGUUUAAUGCUCAUCCCCCUUUCCCUUAUAGUAAAAACAAAGCAGCUCCUUUGUGAACUAAUAUAUUUUCCCUUUCUUUUCCGGAAACUUGUUUUUUUUGUCAAUUUUUAUUUGUCUUUUUUGUUAACAUUAGAAAAUCGGUUAAUUUAAUUGGACCAAAAACGGGUAGCGGUCUGGAACAAAUAAAAUGGUAGGGGGAAGGAAAUGGAUGUUAAGAAGAAGAAAAAAAAGAUGGUUGCUUUAGAACGAUUUUUCAGAUUUUUUAUUCAUUCAAAUAAAUUUUAUUUUUUAAAGAUUUUUAAUAGUUCGUUUACAAUCUUACUUAUUUUAAAGUUUAUUUUAAAGUUUAUUUUAAUGUUUGUGUUAUUCUUUAAGUUUGUUGUCUUUUAAAUUGUUUUUAAGUUUGUUCUUAAGCUUGUUUGUUUUCAAGUUUGAUCUCAAGUUUGUUUUUAGGCGUGUUCUUGAGUUCGUUCUUAAGUUUGUUUUCAAGUUUGUUUUUUUGUUUGUUUUCAAGUUUGAUCUUAAGUUUGUUUCAAGUUUGUUUUUAAGUUUGAUCUUAAGUUUGUUUUUAAGUUUGACUUAAGUUUGUUUUUAAGUUUGUUCUUAAGUUUGUUUUUGUCUCAAGUUUGUUUCAAGUUUGUUCUCAAGUUUAUUUUUUCUUUCAACUUCACACUUAAGUUUUCUUUGGUAUUAUUUUCAAGUUUGCACUUGUUUUCUAUUACAAGUUUGCUGUUUCCACAAGUUUAUGUUUAAUUUUUCAAGUUUAAUCUCGAUUUCAAGUUUCUUAUUGCUUCAGGUUUUAUACCAAAAUUUAAUUGCUUUUAUCAGCCGUGGAUUGGCUUCAAAAAAAUUUAUUGGCCGCUGCCGUCAGUAUUUCUCCUACUCAUCGAAGCUCAUCAUCCCUUAAUUAUAGAAAGAAUGUUAAAGGGAAAUCGAAUUCUACUCCUCUUGUUGAUGUUGACCAACAAGUGGCAAAUUCUCCUAGCUCGAAGCACCAGCAGUAGUGGCAGUGGAAGUUGUUUACAUGCUACAACAUCUACAGCCGUUGCUGAGAGUUGCUCAAGUUUCACUCCAGAGAAGAAGACUACUACAAAAUCCAAUAUUAAAACAACACCCCAGAAAAGCCCAAAACACCUUCCAAAUUCAAAUGAAAAAAUAAAAAUUAAAGAAUUUCAAAAGAAGAAAUUAAAAAAUCAGCAACAAAUAAAUAAUCAAAACAAUUAUUUUAUUGACGAUGAACUUUUUGGUAGUGGAAAGGAAUUACACACUUCAGUGGAGACGGAAACUACAGGAUUAUCAUCAGCUGAGGAGAAAAAGCAGAGAAAUGGGAGCGUUCUUAAAAGUAAUGGGACAAGUAAAUAUCAUCAUACAAACAAAGCUUUUCAAUACUCUCCCCCACCUUUAUCACAUCAUCAACGACAACAACAACCAAAAUCUACUACUACCCCAUUUCAUUUACCUCGACGUCCUUUUCUUCCCACACCAUUUAUUGCUUGGCCACCAGUGCCAAUUUCACCUAUAAAGCAGUCAUUAUCUUCCUCUCCUCGUCGAAAUAAAACAUCGCCUUUAAAUAAACAGCAACACUCCCCUCUCCGUCAAUUAUUACACGCUUCAUUAAAGGCUCGAAACAUCCUCUUAUCUCAAAAGUCGGGCACUAGCGGUGGUGAAUACUCCAGGUUUCCAGAAUCUGAAGAAGGCGGUGAUUCGGUAGAAGAAGAACAGCCGUCAACGUCAGCUAGAAGAGCGAAUAAGGUGUAG
Messenger RNA from Meloidogyne enterolobii, 1849 nucleotides. NCBI's taxonomy places the organism in Eukaryota, Metazoa, Nematoda, Chromadorea, Rhabditida, Meloidogynidae. The record is from the annotation of a GenBank genome assembly.